Molecule: messenger RNA, 6141 nt
Organism: Daucus carota subsp. sativus
Lineage: Eukaryota; Viridiplantae; Streptophyta; Magnoliopsida; Apiales; Apiaceae
Product: DNA polymerase zeta catalytic subunit
Exons: 21
Coding region: 429-5915 (1828 amino acids)
Biological process (GO): error-prone translesion synthesis; double-strand break repair via homologous recombination
Cellular component (GO): nucleus; zeta DNA polymerase complex
Molecular function (GO): nucleotide binding; DNA-directed DNA polymerase activity; DNA binding
Source: RefSeq, a predicted model, not a curated record
UUUAAAUUAGUUUCUUAUGGCUUUAUUCUAUUGUAUAUACAUUUGUUUCCGAUAAAUUGUUCAGAUUUUUACUUGAAAUUAAAAGGCUCUUACAAAAUUGUUUGUAGUAAAUUAUUCUUGAUUGUUUGUAAAGCGUUAUAGUUUUUAAAGUAAGAUGAUCGCAACUACUCAUAGAAGUCAUAGUCUAAAUUUUAGAUGUGAACUAGAAUAAUUAUGUAGUUCCAAUGAUUUGUUGGAGUGGACAGUUUCUAAAGUAAUGGACUUGUUCGAAUGUUUGGUUAGAGGGAUGAUUCAGCUUGAUUAUUCACCUUAUCCAUAUGUCUAUAUUCGGUUUGAAUUUGUUAAUUAUGAUUGAAAAUGCAGAAAAUUAGUUGAAUACUCGAGUAGCAUAUUUUCUUGGGUGCCUGCAGACUUUAGGUGAAGCUUGCAUGCACUCUCUCUGCCUUGCUAUUGAGAAGGCAUUAAAGCUAAAAGGGAACGCUGGUUCGAAACGUCAGCAUGUGCAUGGUUGCAGUGUUGUCCAAGCAAGGAGAUUAUAUGGAUAUAAAUCAUCGGAGGAAUUUUUUGUCAAGAUUUUCCUCUAUUAUCCACAGGAUGUUUCUCGUGCUGCUAAUCUGCUUGUGGGAGGUGCAAUCCUCGAUAAAGUUUUACAGCCUCACGAGUCACACAUACCAUUCCUUCUCCAGUUUCUGAUUGAUCAUAACCUGUAUGGGAUGGGUCAUUUACAUGUAUCAAAGAUGAAGUUCCGCACCCCUGUGCCAGAUGGUUCUCAGAGUGAAGCUAAGGGGAACCGACACCACAGACAGAAGACGGACAGCAGUGACUGUUUUCCUGUUGAUUCUCUGGUUGAGUCGAGUGGAAAUGCAUGUUUCGGUUUACCCCUAUGGACUUCCCUUACAAUUCCAGAUGGCUGGCUUUGGCAACAAUCUAGUCAGUUAGAUCCUUCAAUAGGUCCAAAUCCCUAUAUUAUCUCACGUCAAAGUACAUGCCAACUAGAAGGAGAUGCUUCAGUUCAUGAGAUACUCAAUCAACAAAAUUUAUCAUAUUCUUCACUCUCACAAACCGGGUCAGAUGUUAAAUUUGUUCAGUCUCUAAUACCAAUAUGGGAGGAAUUCGAAAAAGCUGGAAUGCAUGGUGUAGCCUCACUGUCUAUUCCAGGAAAACCACUCCCAGAAGAUACUUUGAGGAUUCUGUCAGAUGGGGGUGAAUUUGUGGACAAAUAUAUGGAGUUGUUCAGCAACACAAGUACUCAAAUAAAGGAUCAUAUUACAAUUUUUUCUGAUGAUGCCAAUGUGGAUGAGUCUAAUCGUGUUAUAUGUGAGAGUAGCCCAUACUCUAAGGCUAAAAACAGUGCGGGGCUUGAUUUAUGUGCUGAGAAAUUAUUAGCUGACAAAGUUUUGUCCACUGUCGGACCAUCAAAUGUGAAGAGUGCAGAUUAUGAAGCUGAAGCUCUGCUUAAGUGGCUUGCAUCUUCUCAAGCUGCAGAAGAUAUAAACUCCGAUGAUGAACUUGCUCGUGAGACCAUUUUGAGUCCCUUAUUACCCGCAUCAACCAUGGUCAAAAUGUUAGAAAGAGCCAACAUAGAUUAUGAAAGUCAAUCCCAGCAAGAGUGUCAGGAUAUUCUUGACUGUGUUGAGGACUCGAUAGACAUUGUUGCUUCAAAAAGAAAGGAGUCUCGUCCCAUUGAUGAUUGCCAACUACCAUUGAAGGAAAAUAUUACGCGGGCUGAAGGCUCUAAUGAGGAACGAAUAUUAAUUUCAUGUUCUGCUAAGUCAUCUGAAAUAGAGACGAACAGUGAAUUUGAGAAGUCCUUGCAAUCCUACACACCCGUUGAUUUUGGUUCAGGAUUUACCACUAUUCAGAAAAGAAAAAGACCUCUGCAGAGGUCUGGAUCUUUUUCCAUGGAUCAGAAGUUGGAAGGUGAUAUACAUCCUGAAAUUUCCAAUGAGAAUUGUUUUGGUGUGAACAAUGAGAUUAAAAGACGUAACGUAGCAACAGGGUGUGAGGAGAAUGAUCUUGAAUGUUCAGAGGAAACUAGUGUGAAUAUUAAAUCUUCGAUGCGUGAUUUGAUGAGGAGAAAGCGAUGCUACCAGGUUGGACUACCUGAAUGCGAUACCUCUCAUGAAAGGGUUUCCAUUCAAGAGGAAUUGAAAAAAGAUGCAUCUCUUUGCAUAGAGGACAAUAGUGAAGACCUAAAGCAUCGUGAGAGGAACUUUUCUCAGCAAACAGCAAUAGUUGUGAGGAGGACUUGUGAAGCACAACCUAAAUCAGGAGCAGCACCUGUUGAACCUGACAACUUCAGGUAUGGAAUAUUGCCUUUACUUUCUCACAGUGAUCACUCAGGUCCAUUGACGAUCACUGCUGAUGGAAGUUGUUUUGGAGAUAUUAAUGAUCCGAAAGUCACUGCACCCACUGCCAGAUCAGGAAACAGAUAUCUCGGUUCCAUGGCAAUACAUGAACACACCAAAAUUGCAUCACAGUUGGUUGACUCUGAAAAUCAAAAUUCUGCAGCCGAACUGGGGUCGUUUGAGAACAAAACAGGCGAAGAUUUAAAAGACGUUUCUAAAAUUGUUACACCAUUGAGUUUUAGUCGCUCAGAUCCCUGUUGUAGAAAGUUGAAUUUUGAUGAUGAUAUACUUUUGGAAACUGAGAAAGUGCUGCCAACUGCUGCUGUGUGUUCAAGUCAACCAUGUACCCUUCAGCCACAAAAUAUUGUCUUUGACAAUCACGGUCAUUUUUCUGGUAGCCAUAGCACCAACCCUUUGCAGAGAGAAAUGGAAGUGUCGGCUGAAAAUCCCAGUGGACUUGACUUAAGAAUAACUCAUAUAAAUACGCGAUGUUCCAGCAGUGGGCAACACGAAAGAAACGAAGAUCAAAACACUAGACGUAUAGCAGAAGAUUUUAAUUAUCACCAAAAAGGAGUCAUGGGCAUUCCUGCUCACUUUUACAAUGAUAAUUCUUCUAUAUACAUUUUGACCCCUGCAAUUUCUCCUCCAUCUGCAGAUAGUGUUGACAGAUGGCUGUCACAAGAUGACACAGAUUCACACAGUUCUCUAGCUGAUGCUCGUAGAGACUUGGGUCCUCAUGAAGAUGCCAUCAUAGCUCAUGUGAAACAGCCAAUUGAAGAAAGCCAUACCGCUGGACUGCGGCCUUUGCAUUCAGACUCUACAAAGAUGCCAAACAAUGAUGUUACUACAUUAAUUAUUGAACAAAACACCUGUUACGCAGAAGAUACUUCUCAGAUAUCUGCACCUGAUGGCAAAUCAAAGUUAACUCCUACAAGUCAAAUUGGAUUUCAGGAUCCUGCAAGUGCUGGUGGAUCGCAGCAAUUAACAAUUUUUAGUAUAGAGGUUCAAGCACAAUCCAAGGGGGAUUCCCGACCCGAUCCUCGACUAGAUGCCAUCAAUUUUAUAGUUCUUGUUAUUUUUGAAGAUGAUGGUUCGUUAACCGAGACUCAUGUUCUUUUACACAGUGAUACUGCACCUGCUCCAAGGAAUCUUGAUGGGAUAUCUGGUUGCAAGAUGUUGGUUUUCUCCGAAGAAAAGGAAUUGUUUAAUCAUUUUAUAAAGUUCAUAUGUUCUUAUGAUCCAGAUAUAUUAAUGGGAUGGGAUAUUCAGGGUGGUUCUCUUGGAUUUCUCGCCGAAAGGGCUGCUCAGAUUGGUAUUGGUUUACUUAAUAAAAUAUCUCGCACAGUUUCCCAAACCAAGGAACUUGGUCAAGAUUCAGAUGUUCGUGUGAAAAGUGUAAUAACUGACGCACUUCUAGAGUCGACUGUUGCUGAUUCUGCAGUACUUGAUGAUGCCAUAAUUGAGGAUGAGUGGGGUCGAACGCAUGCAAGCGGUAUCCAUGUUAGUGGUAGAAUUAUCCUCAAUUGUUGGCGGUUGGUCCGCAGUGAAGUUAAACUUAAUAUGUACACGGCUGAAGCUGUAGCUGAAGAAGUUUUGAGGCAAAAGCUCCCAUUUAUCCCUUGCAAAGAACUUACAAAAUGGUUUUCAAGUGGUCCUGGACGAGCAAGAUACCGAUGUAUAGAAUAUAUCAUAAAUAAAGCAAAACUAAAUAUUGAGAUAAUGACUCGACUUGAUAUGAUUAAUCGCACAUCAGAACUUGCUCGUGUGUUUGGCAUUGACUUCUUUUCAGUUCUCUCUCGAGGGUCACAAUAUCGUGUUGAAUCUAUGCUUUUGAGAUUGGCACAUACACAGAAUUAUCUUGCAAUUGCGCCUGGGAGUCAACAGGUAGCUUCUCAACCUGCAAUGGAAUGCCUUCCUCUUGUGAUGGAACCAGAAUCAGGAUUUUAUGCAGACCCAGUUGUCGUGCUAGAUUUUCAGUCACUCUAUCCAUCAAUGAUAAUCGCAUACAACCUCUGCUUCUGCACAUGCCUCGGAAAAGUUACACCUGCAAAGUCAAACACCUUAGGCGUGAGUUCAUAUUCACCAGAUCCAAAUGUUUUGAUGGAUUUGAAAGAUGAAAUAUUACUUACCCCAAAUGGUGUUAUGUACGUUCCUUCAAAGGUCCGUAAAGGUGUACUACCUCGUUUAUUAGAAGAAAUAUUAUCUACUAGAAUCAUGGUAAAACAGGCAAUGAAAAAGCUGGCACCUUCAGAGAGGGUCCGUGAAAGGAUUUUUAAUGCCAGACAGCUCGCCCUGAAGCUAAUAGCAAAUGUAACAUAUGGCUAUACAGCUGCUGGGUUUAGUGGUCGCAUGCCAUGUGCAGAGCUUGCUGAUAGUAUUGUUCAAUGUGGCCGUAGAACUUUGGAAACUGCUAUUUCAUUUGUUAAUGCUCAUGAGAAAUGGAAAGCUAAGGUUCUAUAUGGUGAUACAGAUAGCAUGUUUGUACUCCUUAGAGGACGUUCUGUGAAAGAAGCCCUUGAAAUUGGGCAAGAUAUUGCAUCAACAGUUACUGCAAUGAAUCCAAAUCCAGUUACAUUGAAAUUGGAGAAGGUUUACCAUCCUUGUUUUCUUCUUACAAAGAAGCGUUAUGUGGGAUACAGUUAUGAGAGCCCUUACCAAGUCAAGCCAAUAUUUGAUGCCAAAGGUAUUGAGACCGUGCGCAGAGAUACAUGUGGCGCUGUUUCCAAGACAAUGGAGCAGUCAUUGAGACUUUUUUUCGAACAUCAGAAUCUUUUUAAGGUUAAGCACUACUUGCUUCGUCAGUGGAAACGGAUUCUAUCUGGAAGGGUCUCUCUUCAGGAUUUUGUUUUUGCGAAGGAGGUACGGUUAGGCACAUAUAGUUCUCGUGCUUCCUCGCUUCCUCCGGCUGCAAUUGUGGCCACUAAAGCUAUGAAAAAUGAUCCAAGGGCAGAACCCCGUUAUGCAGAGAGAAUACCUUAUGUUGUAGUGCAUGGUGAACCCGGAGCUCGUUUAGUUGAUAUGGUAAUAGACCCAUUGGAACUCCUGGCAAUUAAUUCUCCUUUCAAAUUGAAUGGUUUGUAUUACAUCAAAAAGCAAAUGAUACCAGCUUUACAACGAGUAUUUACACUAGUUGGAGCUGAUUUGAAUCUGUGGUUUCAAGAAAUGCCUCGCCCAGAGCAAAAGGCUUUUGGUAAACACCAACUGAAUGCAUUGAAUCCUAACCGAACUAGAAUAGACUCUUACUAUCUCUCAAAGCAUUGUAUCCUUUGUGGUGAGUUGGUCCAGGCAUCAACUUAUAUAUGUGGUAAAUGUUCUAAAAAUGAGGCUGCUGUUGCAACAGCCAUGGUUGGAAGAACCUCAAAACUCGAAAGAGAGAUUCAACACCUAGCUGACAUUUGCCGACAUUGUGGAGGUGGAGAUUGGAUCAUAGAAAGUGGUGUGAAAUGUACAUCGCUUGCAUGCUCCGUCUUCUUUGAGAGGAGGAAAGUCCAGAAAGAGUUGCAAUCUCUGUCUGUUAUUGCCGCAGACGCAGACUUCUAUCCCAGGUGCAUUGUGGAGUGGUUCUAACUUCCAGCUCCAGCUGUUAAAUAUUCGUCCGAUUAAAUAUCUAGUAUAUUGUAGACAGUCCUAUGCAGUUCCUAUAGAUUUAAUGAAGUUAGUAGUGGAAAAUACUAAUUGUAAAUAUUAGAAUUUUGUAUAUAGUGUAAAUAAUUGUCGAUUGUUGUCUUUUAUUGUCUAGAAACUCCUUCCUCGUUCUCAAGUAUAUUCAAUGGAAAAACAUCUUAAGCACUGA